Messenger RNA from Petromyzon marinus (sea lamprey), 1780 nucleotides. RefSeq names its product E3 ubiquitin/ISG15 ligase TRIM25-like. NCBI's taxonomy places the organism in Eukaryota, Metazoa, Chordata, Hyperoartia, Petromyzontiformes, Petromyzontidae. The record is from RefSeq and is a predicted model, not a curated record. Gene Ontology annotation, molecular function: zinc ion binding.
AAGCCAGAAGGGGGCAGCUGGCUCGCAUAUAUAAAGGACUGAGUCAGACCAGAGAGAUCAUGGUCCAUAGUGGUGUUCAAGUGCAGAGGAGUGUCACAUAAAACCAGCAGUAUCCACGGACAGCAGGUGAUGUGACAAGAGCUAGUCUUAAGAGGCUGUAAGUUAAACCUUCCACUCGUUGCAGAGUAUUACAAGAUGGUGUAUUUGUGGCUCAAGCGGCAAAGUAAAUAAGAAGGUUAUGCUUGCAUGGGGGUGCUGGUGGAAGUGCAGGCUUUAGAGCAGAGGUCUGCAGAAGGCAAGGAAGCCACAUGGCGAGAGCAGUUUUAACAGCCGGAGGUUCGUUAAAGAAAGCGAGCUGCCUUCCAGCAGACUAACAGGGUGGCCUGCUGGAAGGCUACAGCGGUGGACAUGGCGGAGAAGACGCCUUAGCAGAUGAGCAGAGCUAUGGGUGGAUCCUCCUCUUCACCCAUUGCUCCUACUGUUGCAUCUGAGGAGCUCACUUGCUCCAUCUGCCUGGGCACGUUCGACUGCCCGUCCACGCUGAGCUGCGGCCACUCCUUCUGCAUGCGGUGCUUGGAGGAUGCGUGGGAAGCAGCCGGGAGUCACUCGUGCCCCCAUUGCAGAGCCGAAUUUACGCAGAAGCCGCAGCUGAGCAGGAACGUGGCGCUCGCCAACCUCGUGGAGCAGCUUAAUGUGGCUGAUAAAGUGGCUCUCCAAGUUCCCUGUGACAGCUGUCUGGGUGGUAAUGAACCUGCUGUGAGAACCUGCCCGGUGUGCGAGAUGUCCUUCUGUGAGCCCCAUGGUAAACAUCAUCUGCAGAACCCGAAUUUCAAGGACCAUGAGCUGACGGAGCUGCGUGCCAACACCGAAGCUCGCAAGUGCAAGUUGCACAAAAAGCGUCUCGAGUUCUACUGCGCUCAGGACGAGAGACUGGUCUGCACGAGCUGCGCCAUCGUGGGGGAGCACGCAGGACACAAAUGCAUCAGCGUGGAGGAUGCGCACGAGGCACGGAAGAAACCAAUAGAGGAGAAGACGAGAGAAGUGGAGGAAAACAAGAAUGAGGCCGAAGAGUCUGUAAAACAGAUGGAGGCUGUUCGCAAGAAUACGCAGGAGCCAAUUACCAAAACCAAAGAUUACAUCGCAGGUGUUUUCAUUUGCAUGAGGAAGGCGUUGGAUGAGGAGGAGAGGAUUGCGUUCCAGUGCAUGGAACUGAAGGGGCGCGAGCUGCUGUCACCGAUUGACGAGCGCAUCGCUCAUUACCAGCGGGAGAUCGGAAUGCUACAGCAGACAGCCACUCGCCUGCAGGUGCUCGAGGAGGAGAAGGACUCGCUCACUUUUAUGCAGGGAUAUCUGGAGGAGACGCACAGGACAAACGUCACAAAGAAAUCCCCACCACCAGUUCCACCUUCCCUGGACCCGACCACAAUCUAUUCCCUCGAAAGAGUUGUGGACAAAUUCCUUCCGUUCAUCCGCGAUGAAGACCGAGCUGCCCUGGGUGAAGUCGCCACAGCCGACCCAACUAUCUGAGCAUGAGGCGAACUCGCCUACCACCCCUCCUCCCUUGGGACGACCUUUCAGGACGUGAGCAGGGACCAAUUUGAAGCUCAAGUCUGAAAUGCACGUGGUGACUGACAUGAGCGAAAUGUCACUGCGCCCUACCGCUGGAACUGGCAUUUUGCGACCCCCCAUUACGUAACAUAUUAUUAUAUGAUAGGACAAUAGUCUGAGUCCAUACUUGGCAAUAAGUAACGGCAAAUCGGUUAUAAGUGACUCAGAAUUG